UUGUUCAGGGGUAAAGUGGUUUUGAUAGUGAACGUAGCAUCGGAAUGUGGUCUUACAAAUACGAAUUACAAUCAACUGAAACAACUUUAUGACAAAUAUUCGAGCCGUGGCCUGGCAAUAGCUGCUUUUCCAUGCAAUCAAUUCGGUGGUCAGCCCGACCUUUAUGCGAAAGUUGAUGUGAACGGGCCCACUGAGCACCCGUUGUACGCAUUUUUGAAAGAGCAGCAAGGUGGCACGCUGGGCGAUGAUAUAAAAUGGAAUUUUACGAAAUUCCUUGUGGACAGAAAUGGCCAAGUGGUAAGCCGCUUUAUUAAUGCUUUUCCUUGUUUUUGAGU
Molecule: messenger RNA, 335 nt
Organism: Gongylonema pulchrum
Lineage: Eukaryota; Metazoa; Nematoda; Chromadorea; Rhabditida; Gongylonematidae
Source: the annotation of a GenBank genome assembly